Messenger RNA from Amphiprion ocellaris (clown anemonefish), 2167 nucleotides. It is a transcript of the gene rtcb, whose product is annotated as RNA 2',3'-cyclic phosphate and 5'-OH ligase. Gene Ontology annotation, biological process: tRNA splicing, via endonucleolytic cleavage and ligation. Gene Ontology annotation, molecular function: RNA ligase (ATP) activity. The coding region runs from base 291 to 1808 and encodes 505 amino acids. Gene Ontology annotation, cellular component: nucleus; tRNA-splicing ligase complex. The record is from RefSeq and is a predicted model, not a curated record. The transcript is spliced from 12 exons. NCBI's taxonomy places the organism in Eukaryota, Metazoa, Chordata, Actinopteri, Pomacentridae.
UGUGACUACAGUUACGGCGAGCGAGUAGUUUGACGCUGCGCGAUUGUCGGACUGUUAAGAAACACAAAUCCCACGCAAAUGUCCGUUUACCUCGAUGUGAUUUAGAUUUUUAUUUUAAAAUUAUUCUGGGACGGUAUUAUGUUUUGCUGCGUCAUUACAAAUAGCUAAUCGCGUUUCGUCCUGUGUCAGCUCACCGGCUUCCAUAGCGCUCUGCUGUUGUGAUCACGUCGGACAGAAACGCAGCUUUAAACCCUGAAAAUCAGUUUUUGGAACCUUCUUAAAGCGGAACCAUGAGUCGGAGCUACAACGAUGAGCUGCAGUUUCUGGAUAAAAUCACCAGCAACUGUUGGAGGAUUAAAAAAGGCUUCGUUCCCAACAUGCAGGUUGAAGGAAACUUUUACGUAAACGAUUCUCUGGAGAAGCUGAUGUUCGAGGAGCUUCGUAACGCCUGUCGAGGAGGAGGUGUGGGAGGAUUCCUGCCGGCCAUGAAGCAGAUCGGGAACGUGGCGGCGCUGCCAGGAAUCGUACACAAGUCCAUCGGUCUCCCGGACGUCCACUCUGGAUACGGAUUCGCCAUUGGAAACAUGGCAGCCUUCGACAUGAACGACCCCGAUGCUGUGGUGUCUCCAGGGGGCGUUGGUUUCGACAUUAACUGCGGCGUCCGUCUCCUGAGGACCAACCUGGAUGAGGGGGAUGUCCAGCCGGUGAAAGAGCAGCUCGCUCAGUCGCUGUUCGACCACAUUCCAGUCGGAGUCGGAUCCAAGGGGGUCAUUCCUAUGGGAGCCAAGGACCUGGAGGAGGCCCUGGAGAUGGGGGUGGACUGGUCCCUGAGGGAGGGCUAUGCCUGGGCUGAGGAUAAGGAGCACUGUGAGGAGUACGGCCGGAUGCUGCAGGCCGACCCCAACAAGGUGUCCUCUAAGGCCAAGAAGAGAGGCCUGCCACAGCUGGGCACUCUGGGAGCAGGUAACCACUACGCUGAGAUCCAGGUGGUGGAUGAGAUCUACAAUGACUACGCUGCUAAGAAGAUGGGCAUCGACCAUAAGGGUCAGGUGUGUGUGAUGAUCCACAGCGGCAGCAGAGGCCUGGGACACCAGGUGGCCACAGACGCUCUGGUUGCUAUGGAGAAGGCCAUGAAGCGGGAUAAGAUCACAGUGAACGAUCGACAGCUGGCCUGCGCUCGCAUCACCUCCCAGGAGGGGCAGGACUACCUGAAGGGCAUGGCGGCCGCAGGAAACUACGCCUGGGUCAACCGUUCCUCCAUGACCUUCCUCACCAGACAGGCCUUCUCCAAAGUGUUCGGGACGACGCCCGACGACCUGGACAUGCACGUCAUCUACGACGUUUCUCACAACAUCGCCAAGGUGGAGGAGCACAUGGUGGACGGGAAGCAGAGAACCCUGCUGGUCCACCGCAAGGGUUCUACCCGGGCCUUCCCUCCUCACCACCCCCUGAUCCCCGUAGACUACCAGCUCACAGGGCAGCCGGUUCUGAUCGGAGGAACAAUGGGAACCUGCAGCUACGUUCUGACGGGAACCGAACAAGGCAUGACGGAGACGUUCGGAACCACAUGUCAUGGAGCGGGUCGAGCUCUCUCUAGAGCCAAGUCUCGCAGGAACCUGGACUUCCAGGACGUUCUGGACAAACUGGCCGACCAGGGCAUUGCCAUCAGAGUAGCUUCACCCAAACUGGUGAUGGAGGAGGCUCCUGAAUCGUAUAAAAACGUGACGGACGUCGUCAACACAUGUCACGACGCUGGAAUCAGUAAGAAGGCGAUCAAACUGCGACCGAUCGCUGUGAUCAAAGGCUGAAGCUGUGGAUCCUCAGAGACUUUUUACUGAAGGACUAACAGAUGACAAGACGGAAGAUGAAGAUGCUUCUGAACUUGUUUUACUUUCUGAAGGAAAAAAUGAAUUUAUGUUGAAGAACCAGGAAUCAAUUUGUUUAGUUGGAUGUGAAUGAUGGUCAAUAGAACCGGAGUUUAGUCAUCCCGAAGCUGAAGCUGCUGAAGUUCAGAAAGCAGUUAUAAAUUAAUCCAGCUUCUGCUUCAUCUGUUGAGUUUUCAUUUAUGAAAGUUACUUCUGAACAAAAACAGAGUUUGUCGUCUCGUCUCUCUUCUACUUUAGUCGCUGUCGGUUUCACAUUAAAGAGCACAAUUGUGUCAUCUGAA